AUGACGCUAAAGGAGGAGUUCCAAACAAGAAAUUUCAGCAUCUACGCACAAUGGCUCGGAAUCCUUUCCAUGAUUCUCUGCGUUGCGCUAGGCAUUGCAAACAUCUUCACCAUUCACCCUCUGAAGAUCAUCUUCUGCGCCCUUGCCCUAGCCUCGGCGCUUUUUAUCCUCUUUAUCGAAGUGCCGUUCCUGCUGCGCAUCUGCCCCACGUCCGGCAAGUUUGACGCCUUUGUCCGAAAGAUUACCACAAACUACCUGCGCGCCGCCGCCUAUGGUAUUAUGUCUGCGAUCCAGUUCAUCAGCCUCACUGUUACUACCAGCACCCUGAUCGUCCUCGCUGUGUUCCUCAUGCUCACGGCUCUGUGCUACCUCCUUGCUGCUAUUCGCGGCCAGGCCUUUAUUGGCAGCAAGACUCUCGGCGGCGCUGGUGUUGCCCAGAUGAUCAUCUAG
Akanthomyces muscarius is the source of this 450-nucleotide messenger RNA. RefSeq lists its product as uncharacterized. The transcript has 4 exons. The record is from RefSeq and is a predicted model, not a curated record. NCBI's taxonomy places the organism in Eukaryota, Fungi, Ascomycota, Sordariomycetes, Hypocreales, Cordycipitaceae. The coding region runs from base 1 to 450 and encodes 149 amino acids. Gene Ontology annotation, biological process: vesicle-mediated transport. Gene Ontology annotation, cellular component: Golgi membrane.